AUGGACAAAGAUUGCGACAUGGUUUAUAAGAAUGUUUCUGACAUAUAUAAAUCCGGGGAGUUUAAGACCUACGACAACUUUGUUUCGUUAGUUGCAAAAUGUGUUUGGGAAAUAAGAGAUAAAGAUAGAAGAGGCAAAGUAUGGAAUGAACAGAUAAGACCCGCUAUGUUUGAGUUAAAGAAAACCAUUGACGCUUUAGUUGUUCUAGCAGGUAAGGUUUCAGAAUAUAACGCAAAAAUGAACCCACAAUGUUCAAAAUGUAAAGCAGCAAUAAGGAAAUAUAACUACUCCGUCAAAGAGAUAGAAAGAAUGCGAAACGACUAUGCUGACUUAAAGAAAGAAGUAGAGAAACCAGCAGAAGAUAAAAUGAACAUGUUAGAAUUUCUGAACAAAAACUAUCCAACAGCAGAAGAUUUCCUUCUAUCUGACGUCAAGAAGAAAUAUAAAGAGACUUUCGGCAUUGUUAAAACAUUCGAUGUACUGACAGAAGAAAUAGAAGCUACAAAACUGUUUAAGAUUUCAAAUAUACAUCGUACAAUUCAUGUAAAACGCUUAUAA
Molecule: messenger RNA, 558 nt
Organism: Trichomonas vaginalis G3
Lineage: Eukaryota; Parabasalia; Trichomonadida; Trichomonadidae
Product: organellar and viral DNA polymerase type B
Exons: 1
Coding region: 1-558 (185 amino acids)
Source: RefSeq, a predicted model, not a curated record